This is a messenger RNA of Nematolebias whitei (Rio pearlfish), 3121 nucleotides long. RefSeq names its product phospholipase A2, group VI (cytosolic, calcium-independent) (gene pla2g6). Gene Ontology annotation, biological process: positive regulation of ceramide biosynthetic process; cardiolipin acyl-chain remodeling. Bases 66 to 2441 code for a protein of 791 amino acids. The record is from RefSeq and is a predicted model, not a curated record. Gene Ontology annotation, cellular component: mitochondrion. Gene Ontology annotation, molecular function: protein binding. Lineage: Eukaryota; Metazoa; Chordata; Actinopteri; Cyprinodontiformes; Rivulidae. The transcript is spliced from 18 exons.
GAGGUGGUGGUUGUUGAUGUAGCUGUCAGAAGUCAGCCACCGCGCACAGAAGACAGCGGAUAACGAUGCAGUUCCUAGGCCGGCUGUUGGACACAGUCUCCUCUGUGUCCACCCUCUUCACAAACCCUUACCGGGUCAGAGAUGUGCCGCUGACCGAUUAUGAAGCAAGAGACAAAGCUGUGUUGAAAAGGGAAGGGCGGAUGGUCCUGUACAAAAACCUACAGAGUCAGUCGUGGGACUGUUUGCUCACGUCUCCCGAGACGCCAACGACAGCUUUGAGGCUGUUUCAGGUCAUGUCAGAGGGAGAGGCCAUGAACUGGUUUCCGCAGUAUGCUCUCAAACUUCAACCCUUCUAUGAGAUUCUUCCACUGAAGGCUGAGACGGUGCAGACAAUUUUGGACUGCAUCCGUAGCCACCCAGACUGGAGCUCUGCCCACAUCGCUGUGGAGACGGGCCUGAGAGAAUGCCUCAAACACAACUAUGUACAGAGUCAGAUUAAUGCUCGAGACGCAUCGGGUCAGACACCUCUGCACCUGGCGUGUGCACGAGGAGACUUGUCAUGUGUGAAGGAGUUGCUGGACGAGAGUCAGGCCCGCACCGACAUCAAAGACCAUAACGGAGAAACACCGAUGCACUACGCCUCCAAGCAGGAUUCUCCUGUCAUCAUCCAGGCCUUGUGUUCGCGGUUGUGUUCUGGGGUGGACGAGGUAAAUAACAAUGGGGAAACCCCGCUCCAUGUGGCCUGCCGGUUAGGACGUGUGGAGUCUGUCAAAGCCCUUUUGGAGGGUGGAGCAAAGUGUGAUGUCAUUGGCGGUAUUGGCUACCCGGUCCACACCGCCAUGAAAUACAGCGAGAAAGGCUGUGUGGAGGAGAUCCUUAACGCAGAUCCUGGUCAGCUCCAAGCUGAAGACUCCGUGUAUGGAGGGACACCCCUGCACUGGGCCAAAACAGCUGAGAUGUGUCGUCUGCUGCUGGAGCAGGGCUGUGAAAUAAACUACCUCAGUAAGACCGGAGAGAGUGCGCUCCACAUUUUGACUAAAAAGGGUCGCUUCGAGGCAGCCAUGGUGCUGCUCACCCACGGGGCGAACGCUAACCUGAAGGGCCAGGAUGGGAACACACCUCUGCACUUGGCUAUGAAGAUGGACCACAUAGAGAUGAUCAAAGCACUGAUAGUUUUUGGUGCUGAUGUUGAGAUCCACAAUGACCUGGGAGAAACUCCUGGACUCAUUGCUGCACGCAACAGUAAAGGCCCUAAUAGAAAGAUACUGCUGGACAUGCUGUGUAAUGUAGGAGUCGAUCGUUGCCUGCCCCCCUCCCCCAGCAGUCCUCCUGUCAUCUCCAACACGACCAAACCUCAAGCCAUAGGGUUCAACAACAUCAUGUAUGAAGGAGCUGCUGCAAUGAACCGAGGCAGAUCUGAACUUGAUGGUCCUAAAGUGGAGAGGAAGAUGGACAGACUCCUGUGUCUGGAUGGCGGAGGUAUUAAAGGCCUGGUGCUGAUCCAGAUGUUGAUCGCUCUGGAGAAAGAGGCAGGACGACCCACCAAAGAGCUGUUUGAUUGGAUAGCUGGCACGAGCACAGGGGGCAUCCUCGCCCUUGCCAUAAUUCAUGGUAAGAAUAUGGAGUACUUGCGCUGCCUGUACUUUAGGAUGAAGGAGCAGGUAUUUAAAGGCUCCAGACCCUAUGAAUCUGCACCACUGGAGGACUUCCUGAAGAAAGAAUUUGGAGAAAACACCAAGAUGACAGACGUGCGAUACCCCAGGGUCAUGGUGACCAGUGUACUAGCUGAUAGACACCCAGGUGAGCUGCAUAUCUUCAGAAACUACAACCCCCCAGACAUUCCCAGGGAGCCUGUGUAUGCCACCACUGCCACCUUCAAGCCUCUCAUCAUUCCUCAAGAACAACUUGUGUGGCGAGCCGCUCGCUCCAGUGGUGCUGCUCCCACUUAUUUCCGACCAAUGGGGCGCUUCCUGGAUGGUGGGCUGUUGGCUAAUAACCCGACACUGGAUGCUAUUACAGAAAUCCACCAGUACAACAAGGCCUUACAAGCUAAGGGCGACCUGCAGAAUGUUAGGAAGAUGGGUGUAGUUGUUUCUCUUGGGACAGGUAAACCCCCCCAAGAGGUGGUGAGCUCUGUGGAUGUAUUUAGGCCCUCCAACCCUUUGGAGCUGGCCAAGACUUUCGUAGGAGCGAAGGAGCUGGGCAAAAUGCUGGUGGACUGUUGUACGGACUCUGAUGGCUGUGCAGUGGACCGGGCCAGAGCCUGGUGUGAAAUGGUUGAUACCAUCUACCACAGACUGAGUCCGCAGCUGUCUCAGGAGGUGAUGCUGGAUGAGGUGAGCGACGCAGUCCUCGUCAACAUGCUGUGGGAAACUCAGAUGUACCUGUUUGAGAAGAGGGAGAUCCUUCAGUCUCUGGCAAAAUUCUUACUAAACAACUGAAAGGACGAGGAAAUCACAGAGUUGCCAGAAGAAUGAAGAGACAUUACUGAACCAUGUAACUGCCUCAAGACUUUGUCUGUGUCGAUGGUACUUUUAAAGAAGUAAAGUGACUUUUCUAUUUUAGCUGAAAUAAGUAUUUAGAAGAUAUUUAAAUAUGGCAGACACUGACAGCAAAUCCAGGGUUUAUACUGACUUACUUGUUGAAACAAUAAUUACCAGUAUGUAGCAUCAUGUAACUUUAUCACUGCUGUGUUUAUUAGGUUUACUGGUUUUAUAUAAAAAAGAGAAGACUUGAUAAAAUCUUCCCGUCAACAGUUAGUAAAACAUGGAGUAGGCAGAGGAAGUGGCAUCAACCGACGCAAACAAGCAAACUCACUGUGAAAGUUUUAACCAGGUUUGGUUAUUGCAACACGCACACACACACAAAAAAAAGUCUAGACCUGUCUAUUAUAAUCCAAGGAACUCUGUAAUACAUCCAGGAAAAAAGUGUACGUUUGUGUGAGAACCAUUUUUCUUACUAAGUUUCAUUAUGACCAUGCUUUUACAUGUUUAUUUAUACUGAUCUUUGACACAUUUACCUUCACCCCUGAAAAGUAACUUUCACACUUCUCACGCUUUACUUCAAAUCUUUCCUGUUUUGACCUCACUGAGUGCGAGUGAAGUAAAAACCGUUUCAACCU